AACAUUACAUGUUGAUCGCUCUGUUUUAGGUACAUAGAAAUUCAAGCCAUAUGAAUAAAGAGGUGAGUGGGAGUCUGAUAUAACUAGCUAGUUAUCAACCUAACGUUAGCUAUCAGUCUGAAUAGGGUGGUUUUGGAUAUCAUCACAAGCUUAGGCCAGGAAAGUCAGUUAACUCUUUCGCUAUUGACAACUACAGAAAAACAUGUAGCUAAAUGGAGUGCCUGCUACAAUCUGUUAUCACUUAGUAAUGUUAGCUGAUUUCUCUCUUUCCCUAACAAAUAUUCCUCCCUCUGCAGAGCACCUCCCGCCUACCAGUCAUGUCUGGUAAAAGAGUCCUCUCCUCUAGUCAGGAAAGCAUAAACUCUGACCAACAACCUGUUCAGGUGUGUAGCUAUCUUCUGCAAAACUGUAAUACAGACACUGAUGACAAACUUGUUAAAUUACUUUAUGCACCACAAACAAGUUAGACGGUUGCCAGUGAAAAAAAAACAAAUGUCUCCUUUAGAAAAAGAUGAGAAGGGUUGAUUCCGACCCAAAGAUGAGACAGGCAGCUAAUGCGAUGGGAACAAAGAGGCCACCUCCACCCAAGCGAGCUGUUGGUGAGUGUCCUCUCAAACACUUAAUUGACUGGCUUGGCCAAUGUCAUCACUGCUUGUUUCUCAUAGUUUUAGCACAGUCUUUCUGUAAUACCGGUAUGUUUUUUAAAUUUUUUAAUAGGUGUCUUAUCCUUCCCUCCCUCUCUCUUAGCAGCCAAACUGAUUCAGCCUACAGGAGCAGCCACUGUAGCUGCUGCUCCGUCUAGAGGUGAGAUGCUGUGUAUUUUGAAAGAUAUAACAAUAUUAAUAGCUCGCCUUGUCAGUCUACUGUCUUGUUUGUAGGGCUGACCACAUUUAGUCGACUGGUGGAUUGUUUGGUCGAUAGGCUGUUGGUCGACCGAGAUUUCUUUAGUCGAGCAGUAGCAACAACAAAAAAUACAGUGGGGAGAACAAGUAUUUGAUACACUGCCGAUUUUGCAGGUUUUCCUACUUACAAAGCAUGUAGAGGUCUGUAAUUGUUAUCAUAGGGACACUUCAACUGUGAGAUGGAAUCUAAAACAAAAAUCCAGAAAAUCACAUUGUAUGAUUUAAGUAAUUAAUUUGCAUUUUAUUGCAUGACAUAAGUAUUUGAUACAUCAGAAAAGCAGAACUUAAUAUUUGGUACAGAAACAUUUUUUUGCAAUUACAGAGAUCAUACGUUUCCUGUAGUUCUUGACCAGGUUUGCACACACUGCAGCAGGGAUUUUGGCCCACUCCUCCAUACAGACCUUCUCCAGAUCCUUCAGGUUUUGGGGGUGUCGCUGGGCAAUACAGACUUUCAGCUCCCUCCAAAGAUUUUAUAUUUGGUUCAGGUCUGGAGACUGGCUAGGCCACUCCAGGACCUUGAGAUGCUUCUUACGGAGCCACUCCUUAGUUGCCCUGGCUGUGUGUUUUGGGUCGUUGUCAUGCUGGAAGACCCAGCCACGACCCAUCUUCAAUGCUCUUUUUUUAUUUAUUUUUAUUUCACCUUUAUUUAACCAGGAAAACCAGUUGAGAACAAUUCUCAUUUACAACUGCGACCUGGCCAAGAUAAAGCAAAGCAGUGCGAUAAAAACAACAACACAGAGUUACAUAUGGGGUAAAACAAAACAAAGUCAAAAAUACAACAGAAAUACAUAUAAUAUACAGUGUGCAAAUUUAGCAAGUUAUGGAGGUAAGGCAAUAAAAUAGGCUAUAGUGCAAAAUAAUUACAAUUUAGUAAUAACACUGGAAUGAUGUGCAAAUAGAGAUACUGGGGUACAAAUGAGCAAAAUAAAUAACAAUAUAGGGAUGAGGUAGUUGGGCGGGCUAAUUUCAGAUGGGCUGUGUACAGGUGCAGUGAUCGGUAAGGUGCUCUGACAACUGAUGCUUAAAGUUAGUGAGGGAGAUAAGUGUCUCCAGCUUCAGAGAUUUUUGAAAUUUGUUCCAGUCAUUGGCAGCAGAGAACUGGAAGGAAUUGCGGCCAAAGGAGGUGUUGGCUUUGGGGAUGACCAGUGAGAUAUACCCGCUGGAGCGCAGACUACGGGUGGGUGUUGCUAUGGUGACCAAUGAGCUAAGAUAAGGCGGGGAUUUGCCUAGCAGUGAUUUAUAGAUGGCCUGGAGCCAGUGGGUUUGGCGACGAAUAUGUAGUGAGGACCAGCCAACAAGAGCGUACAGGUCACAGUGGUGGGUAUUAUAUGGGGCUUUGGAGACAAAACGGAUGGCACUGUGAUAGACAACAUCCAAUUUGCUGAGUAGAGUGUUGGAGGCUAUUUUGUAAAUGACAUCGCCGAAGUCAAGGAUCGGUAGGAUAGUCAGUUUUACGAGGGCAUGUUUGGCAGCAUGAGUGAAGGAGGCUUUGUUGCGAAAUAGGAAACCGGUUCUAGAUUUAACUUUGGAUUGGAGAUUCUUAAUGUGAGUCUGGAAGGAGAGUUUACAGUCUAACCAGACACCUAGAUAUUUGUAGUUGUCCACAUACUCUAGGUCAGACCCGUCUAGAGUAAUGAUUCUAGUCGGGUGGGCGGGUGCAAGCAGCGUUCGGUUGAAGAGCAUGCAUUUAGUUUUACUAGUGUUUAAGAGCAGUUGGAGGCUACUGAAGGAGUGUUGUAUGGAAUUGAAGCUCGUUUGGAGGUUUGUUAACACAGUGUCCAAUGAAGGGCCAGAUGUAUACAAAAUGGUGUCGUCUGCGUAGAGGUGGAUCUGAGAGUCACCAGCAGCAAGAGCGACGUCAUUGAUAUACACAGAGAAAAGAGUCGGCCCAAGAAUUGAACCCUGUGGCACCCCCAUAGAGACUGCCAUAGGUCCAGACAACAGGCCCUCCGAUUUGACACAUUGAACUCUAUCUGAGAAGUAGUUGGUGAACCAGGCGAGGCAGUCAUUUGAGAAACCAAGGCUAUUUAGUCUGCCAAUAAGAAUGCGGUGGUUGACAGAGUCGAAAGCCUUGGCCAGGUCAAUGAAAACGGCUGCACAGUACUGUCUAUUAUCGAUCGCGGUUAUAAUAUCGUUUAGGACCUUGAGCGUGGCUGAAGUGCACCCAUGACCAGCUCGGAAACCGGAUUGCAUAGCGGAGAAGGUACGGUGGGAUUCGAAAUGGUCGGUGAUCUGUUUGUUGAUUUGGCUUUCAAAAACUUUUGAAAGGCAGGGCAGGAUGGAUAUGGGUCUGUAACAGUUUGGAUCUAGAGUGUCACCCCCUUUUGAAGAGGGGGAUGACCGCGGCAGCUUUCCAAUCUCUGGGGAUCUCAGACGUUACGAAAGAGAGGUUGAACAAGCCUCUUACUGAGGGAAGGAGGAUGUUGGCCAAGAUCUCGCUAUACAUGGCCCCAUCCAUCCUCCCCUCAAUACGGUGCAGUCGUCCUGUCCCCUUUGCAGAAAAGCAUCCCCAAAGAAUGAUGUUUCCACCUCCAUGCUUCACGGUUGGGAUGGUGUUCUUGGGGUUGUACUCAUCCUUCUUCUUCCUCCAAACACGGUGAGUGGAGUUUAGACCAAAAAGCUCUAUUUUUGUCUCAUCAGACCACAUGACCUUCUCCCAUUCCUCCUCUGGAUCAUCCAGAUGGUCAUUGGCAAACUUCAGACGGGCCUGGACAUGCGCUGGCUUGAGCAGGGGGACCUUGCGUGCGCUGCAGGAUUUUAAUCCAUGACGACGUAGUGUGUUACUAAUGGUUUUCUUUGAGACUGUGGUCCCAGCUCUCUUCAGGUCAUUGACCAGGUCCUGCCGUGUAGUUAUGGGCUGAUCCCUCACCUUCCUCAUGAUCAUUGAUGCCCCACGAGGUGAGACCUUGCAUGGAGCCCCAGACCGAGGGUGAUUGACCGUCAUCUUGAACUUCUUCCAUUUUCUAAUAAUUGCGCCAACAGUUGUUGCCUUCUCACCAAGCUGCUUCCCUAUUGUCCUGUAGCCCAUCCCAGCCUUGUGCAGGUCUACAAUGUUAUCCCUGAUGUCCUUACACAGCUCUCUGGUCUUGGCCAUUGUGGAGAGGUUGAAGUCUGUUUGAGUGUGUGGACAGGUGUCUUUUAUACAGGUAACGAGUUCAAACAGGUGCAGUUAAUACAGGUAAUGAGUGGAGAACAGGAGGGCUUCUUAAAGAAAAACGAACAGUUCUGUGAGAGCCGGAAUUCUUACUGGUUGGUAGGUGAUCAAAUACUUAUGUCAUGCAAUAAAAUGCAAAUUAAUUACUUAAAAAUCAUACAAUGUGAUUUUCUGGAUUUUUGUUUUAGAUUCCGUCUCUCACAGUUGAAGUGUACCUAUGAAAAAAAUUACAGACCUCUACAUGCUUUGUAAGUAGGAAAACCUGCAAAAUCGGCAGUGUAUGAAAUACUUGUUCUCCCCACUGUGUGUGUGUGUGUAUAUAAGACAUCUGUCUGAUUCACGCUGAGGGGACAGAUCCAUUGUGGAGGCCAUGGGGGUGGCACAGUCAAUCAGUCUAAGACAUGUGCUACUGAAAUUGUAUAUGGUUAUAUUACAUAAACAGUGGUACAACACUAAUAAAUAUUAUUUUAUAACAAAUGCGCCUUCUCCCGCGUUGGAUAGUGGUCGCUGUCCACGGUUCUGAAACACAUCAGUGCACUUUUGAAUUGGCGGCUUUUCCUAGACCAUGUUGCUAUGUGCAUAAUAGCAAAGUUAACCAGCAUAUUGUUGUUGAGAACAAUGCUGGAGGCAGCAGCAGAAGGAGGAGAUGAGAAAACAGCCCUUGCCUUAUUGUCUAACAAAAGUGAACAGAGAGGAAACGUGAACUUCAUUAGGUCUAUAAUCAAUAGCCUAACUUAAAUGUUCCUGGCUUUAUAAAUCAUCAAUAUAUCUACAGAAAUAAGACAGAUCCUGCUUCUGUUGCCUAUUUGAGUGUUUGUUUAAUAGCCUACUGAUUCCGUGAGCACCAAGGCUCACACAACAACAUGUCAAGCAAACGAUUUCACAAAUUCGGCUGUUUUUAAUCUUUGCUUUGCUGUAAUAAAGGCUUUACACUUUUUUUCUUUUCUGUUAGAACAGCCUCUCUGGUAUUAUUUAUAAUUUAUUUAGUAUUUACACUGUUCCAAAUUGUCCGAAAAAUAAUAUUUAUAAUAAUAAUAAUGCUCGUUUUUCUUGAUCUCCUUAUUGUUAUUAUAAUAAUAAGUAAUGUCAUUAUCAUUAGUAGGCUUAGUAUAGCACCCGAGCUGUAGGCCUAAGAGCAUAUCCUGUUUAGUCUUAAUACCGUAACUUACUUAGUCUUAAUACCAUAACUUACUUAGGCCUACAUUUCAAUACUUCUAUAGGCUACUGUAUCGUUCAUUUGUUCAUGUCAGCAUACAAGUCAUUCAUGACUUUGAAUUGCAAUCAAGCAUUUUUAGUUUAAAAAUAAAGCCAGCCUUGAAUAAUUAGUUCCAUUUCAGAAAUUGCAUUAAUGAAUGAAUUUGGCUGUUUUCAGUCUUUACUGUAAUAAAGUCUCCUGUUGCUCAGUUGGUAGAGCAUGGCGCUUGCAACGCCAGGGUUGUGGGUUCGUUUCCCACGGGGGGCCAGUAUGAAAAUGUAUGCACUCACUAACUGUAAGUCGCUCUGGAUAAGAGCGUCUGCUAAAUGACUAAAAUGUAAAAAUAAAGGCUUAGCAAAAAAAAUAACGUUACAACAGACUCUCUGGUACGCUUAUACUUUAUUUAGUGUUGUUUGCAUUGUUCCAAACGGUCAGAAAUGAUAUUGUAAUCUAUACAGCACCUGUUUGGCACACAUAUGCACGCAGCGCUAGCUCCUUACCGUUUUUUUCUUGUUCUCCCGUAUUUUCAAUAAGUCACAUUUAUUCCACACAUCUGACUUUACCUCCUGAGCAACGUGUAAAUAUUCCCCUGUUUUUUAGUUUAUUUGUCACGUCCUCUGCAUCAAUUUUGCUGUCACGUGUUCAGAAUUUGUUUAUCAUCCGUUUAUUGAUGUGAUUAUGAUAUGCUAUAGGCACGGCCUGCCCGCUCAUCAGGCAGGAUUAGGCGGCAGCCUAUGGCGGCAGAUUGACGAGGGCGGCAUUUUCUGAGUUAAACUGAUCAAGACACACAUCCAACAACAACACAUAAAACCUCACAUAAUUAUGCGCAAAAACAAUGACCAUUUCUCUCAACCAGUGGCAUAUGGGCUUUUUAGGUGAGCGCUGAUGCUGGCCUUUGAUAAGCAGUGGCCACUUUGUCAAAGGCAGGGGCACAAAAUAUUUUUUGUCCAUUCCCAGCGCGCCUCUCCAGGGUGCUGUUGGAGAGAUGCAAAUCAAAUGUUAUUUGCCACAUGCGCCGAAUACAACAGGUGUAGACAUUACAGUGAAAUGCUUACUUACAAGCCCUUAACCAACAAUGCAGUAAAAAAUAAAAAAAGAUGUUAAGUAAAAAAUAAAAGCAAAUGACUAAAGACCAGCAGUAAAAUCUAAUAACAGUAGGGAGGCUAUAUACAGGGGGUACCGGCUAGUCGAGGUAAUUGAGGGAAUAUGUACAUGUGGGUAGAGUUAAAGUGACUAUGCAUAGAUAAUAAACAGAGUAGCAGCAGCGUAAAAGAGGGGGGUGGGGUGGGGGGGGCAGUGCAAAUAGUCUGGUUAGCCAUGAUUAGCUGUUCAGAAGUCAUAUGGCUUGGGGGUAGAAGCUGUUAAGAAACCUUUUGGACCUAGACUUGGCGCUCCGGUACCACUUGCAGCGCUCCACCAACGUGCAGUCAAAAAAUAAUAAUCUAACAUAAAUCAUGUAGCAGAUAUAGGAUAUGGUAGUAAGAAUAUGUGGCCUUUUCUGAAGCCUACAGGCUGGAGAUAAAAUGUAUGACAAUGUAAUGAGACGGACACUUUUUACAUCAUGCAGGUUUCUCCGAUCAAAUAGCCUAACCUAAAUGGCGCUCAAUUAACAAAAAAAUUAGCUGUCAUGUUAACAAAGCAACAUAUCUUAAAAACAGGACAGGUCAAAGUAAAAUGGCCAUUAUGGAAUGGACAAUCACAACUGUUGUCCAGGAGUUUCAUCCCAUUGUAAUGAUCAGUGGUUUGACGUUUGUAUCCGUACAUUUUUUGACAAACUUAUCAUAGCAAAAUAGAAAAUAUUUCUGCAUUUCCCGCAUUGCAAAAAGGCUUGCGAUAACUCCUGAUGGAGUUGGGUAGCUGAUAUUCAGAGCUUAAAUAGCCAAAUUGAUUAGUCACAGGAAUCAGGACUAAUAAAGCCAAUGCAAAGGCCUACCACAUGGAUGGGCAUUCAUAAAAUUCCAUUGCGGGCUGACAUUGUAGGCUACACACACUAGUAAGCACGAGCAGACGUCUUUUUUUGGUCCUGUCUGGACGUUGCUUUUUGGUGAUUUACAAAUGCUAGGCUAACCACAGAUGGGUAUUCAUAAAAUUACAUUUCAGGCAACACUGUAGGCUACACCUCAGUAAGCACGGACUGACUCCUUAUGGACUUGUUCUUUUUGUGCAGUUCCGGACUGGCCUUGAUUUUCCACAGACAUUGGUUUUUGGUCCGGACCAAAUCUGAACCAAUCAUAGAUGUCUAUCUUUGGUUCAGAUUUGGUGCGGUCCAGACCGGCCUUGAUUUUAAACUUUUUUUUUUUAUACCCUGAAUAGGUUUUCAGAAGCCCAAUGCAUCCGUCGCUAAAGCAGGUAACUACCCUAGUCCCUGUUUUUUCACAUGGUCCUUCCUUAAUAAAAUGUUCUCUAUCUUGUAUCUACUAACAUUCUCUUCCAUAUCUUAAGACAUGAGGGUGUUGAAUGUGUUUCCCUAGCACCAACAGCAGCUGUUGGGGGUUCACGGCGGCCUGCAUGGGACCUCAAGGGGAAAGUUACUGACAUGGAGGGCAAGAUUUCCAACUACCAGAGCAAAGUCAAAACAGUGGCCCAGGAGAACGAGAGUCUGAAGGAGUCUGUAGCUAAAGGCAGACAGAAGGAAGCACAGAUGACUUCAGAGAUACAAGAACUCCACACACAGCUCAGGUACGGAGUACCAUUGAACAUGCAUAGGGUCGACCAUUAUGUGAAAAUGAGUGUAGUGGCAUGGGAAAGGGCAUUGUAACCACAUAGGAAAGAGUGACUUAUUUUGCGUAAGGAACGUCGGGUAAGUGUUGAUUUAGCAAAACAAGUGGACAUAUAGCUGAAAUGUUUUCUUCCCUUUCUUGAGUGUUAUACCAGUCAUAACUGUAUGCAUACAUUUAGCCAGUAGUGCAGUAAUAAUAACAUGAUAGUAUCACUACAUGUGACUCUUUUGGUCCUUUUGGUGUGUUUGCCAAUCUUACCCAGUUUUUCUCUGUGUUGCAGCCACUAUGAGCAGGAGCUGGCUACCCUGUCUGGUGUCAAAGAGCAGCUGACCAUUGUAUCCAGUGAGAAGGCCUCCUUGGAGAAGACCCUAUGCAACCUCACUGUGGAGCACAAAGUUCUUCUGGGCUUGAGAAAGAGUCUGGAGGCCGAGCUUCACAAUGUGCAGGUAGAGCAUCUUCUGUGGAUUCUAUGGCAGACUACAACACCAAAAGGUGUAAUGCCGCCACCAACUGGACGGGGUAACAAAAAUAGUAGAAAAGGUCAAAAUAAAACCCAUACGUGAUAGGAAAAACAAACUUAAUCCAGCUAAAAUAAAACAAUAAAAAAAAAAAACAUUGACAGAACAUGUUCUCCCACACAAGAAGUGAAAUAGCACGCAGGCCUACUCAUUGUGACAACUGAUCAUCUUGACUGCUGUGACAUGAGAUUAAUGGUGUAUAGCUGUAUUGAGUGAGGUCUGUUUUUAUAACGUGCCUCUGCUCCUUGGUCAGUAAUAUCGGAGGAAGUCAGGCAUAGCCAUUUGGUCCAGCCUCAUUAAAACCCAUUGCCAUUAUGUUUCUUCGACAGAACCCCUGUUGCAGCCCAAUAUUUAUUUAAUGUGCAUCUGGUGGAUCAGUGUCUGACUUCUCUCUUUCUACCAGACCCAGCUCUCUGUGCAGGGCUCCACUUUCUCCCGUUGCCAGACCACACUGAGGGAGACCCAGGACACGGUCCGCAACUUGGAGGAGACUGUGGCCCGCCAGACAGACGUAAUUCACUGUGGAGAGAUGGAGCGCCGGGGGCUCCACAACGCAAUCCAAGAACUAAAGGCAAGUCAAGUGGGUCAUUCAGUAGGGCGAAUGCUCAAUGCCCUGAAGAUAGGAUUGCAUACAAUUAAAUUCUCCUGAGCCUAUUGAAUUCGUUUUUUCUUUCUUAUAUUUCUGCUUCAAACAUACUGUAUGUUCUCGUUAGAUAGGCCCCUGUCCAUUGCAGCUCAAAACAGGAACAAAAAGUUGCAAUGCUCUUCUCAAACUAACAAGACUCUGACCGCUCUCUUAUUUCUAUAGGGAAACAUCAGGGUGUUCUGCAGAGUGCGCCCCCUGCAGACCGGCGGGCAGAUUGACCAUAUUCAGCUCCCGGCCCACGAUAACAAGGCUCUCACACUGGCCAAGACUGAAGAGGUAACAAUGACACACCUAAAUAUAUUUUUUGGUAAUUGUAUGUUUUUCAGUGUGGUCCUCUAAUCUUGCUUUACAAGUGUCAGAAAUGGCAGGAAGAAAAUCCUAUCACUCCCCCAUUCCCAUGUAGUCUCACAUAGGGCGCUCCGGAGACAUCCAAAAGAGCUACAACUUCAGCUUUGACCGGGUGUUUGGGCCCUCCACCCCGCAACAGGAUGUGUUUGAGGAGAUUUCCCUCCUGGUGCAGUCAGCCCUGGAUGGCUACAACGUCUGCUGCUUCGCCUACGGCCAGACGGGCAGUGGUAAAACCUACACCAUGGAGGGGGGUGAGAUGGAGGACAUGCGUGGGGUCAUCCCCCGGGCCGUGCAGCAGAUCUUUCAGGCCUCCACGACACUGCGGGAGCAGGGGAUGGCAGGUAAUAAUGAUACCAUUGGUUUUCAUCCGACUGCGUGGUAGCUGUCCCUUCAGCUGAACAGUUCUAUUACAGUGAACGGAAUUUGAACUUGUUUAUUUGACGUUUACUGUAUCAAUGUGUUUCUGUUUUUUAGAUCAGAUUAUGUAUUUCCCGUUUAAGUCGAAUGAGUUGAAGCUGGUGUUAAAUGCAUGGUACUUGCAACAUGUAACCCUUUUGACUGGAUUCUGGUUUCUUUUUUCCAGUUUACAUUUACUGCCAGUUUUGUUGAGAUCUACAACGAAACUCUGCGUGAUCUCCUCUACACUGGCAAGGCCAACAAGAGACCGGAGCACGAGAUUCGCAAAAGUGCCAACAAUGAGGUCACCGUCACCAAUCUGACCUACCAGAAGGUCAACUCUGAAGAUGAGGUGGGCAUUUCAACACUCAUAUUAGCCUAAAUUUCACUGUUAGAUUUAUUUUAUUUGUACAUUUUAGAUGUAAAGGUAGACUAUAUAUAUAUUUCGAAUCGUUCAGUAAAAAUAACCAAUAGCGAAUGAUGACCUGAACUCGAAAGAGUCAUGAUUCUACGAGCUUCUCGUUCAUAUGUCGUUCACCAUAUGGAGCUUAUUGGAGCUGUCAUUUGUGACUGACUUGUAAAUGUGUGCAUUAAACAAUGUACAUUUGUUGAUUGCUAGGCAUACAAAUAUGAUUAUUUCUUGAUACAUUUGAAACGCGGUCUUGUUUUGGCCGCAACCGGACUAGAUUGUGAACCACUCUUGGCAGAAUGCAUUGCUUGUGAAAAGUAGCCUCACGACUCACACUAAAUUAUUCUGCUGCUCUGUCAUUCGCUAUAUGCAUCUCACAAUGCCGAGAAGAAAGUAACGUCUGUGGGCGUGGCGUAGCAUUUGACUGGUGUAAGGAGUCUGGGUGGGCACAGCCAGGCAAGGAGAUGGGCACAGUCAUUCGCAAUCUGCAGCCCCUCAAAGGGUUCGAGUUUAACAGAGCUGUGUCCAUAACAUUCAAUAAUCAAUUAAUUGCAGUCAUCCUUGCACCAUGCGAUCAAUUAUCAGUUCUAAACAUGUAUUUCUCUUCUCUAUGCUCAUCUAUUUUCAUGCGCGCAUAUGACAGACUGUUAGUUGGUGGUCGGAGUGAGUCUUGAGCCUCUGAGCCGGAGGAGGGGGUAUUAAUCCUGCUGUAGGAGUCACUGCGGCCAGCACUAGCAGGUCAAACUAAAGACUAAAAUUGACGAGUCAGUCAGAAAAAAAAAUCAUGACUCUCAAGCCAGUAAAAAGUAGUUAAAACUGCACAUCACUACUGUGUACAAAUGCAUACCAGUAUUGCUGCAGGGGUGCUGUACUAUAUGCCAUUGCUAACCCUGUAAAAAUAACAUUUCACUGCACCUAUCUGGUGUAUGGGACAAGAACAUAUACAGUGCCUUCGGAAAGUAUUCAGACCCCUUGACUUUUCCCACAUUUUAUUAAGUUACAGCCUUAUUCUAAAAUUGAUUAAAUCGUUUUUUUCCUCAUCAAUCUACACACAAUACCCCAUAAUGACAAAGCAAAAACAGGUUUUUAGACAUUUUUGUAUUCAGACCCUUUACUCAGUACUUUGUUGAAGCACCUUUUGGCAGCGAUUACAGCAAUGAGUCUUCUUGGGUAUGACGCUACAAGCUUGGCUCAUCUGUAUUUGGGGAGUUUCUCCCAUUCUUCUCUGCAGAUCCUCUCUAGCUCUAUCAGGUUGGAUGGGGAGCGUUGCUGCACAGCUGACCGUCUGGUUCUUGGUCACCUCCCUGACCAAGGCCCUUCUCCACCGAUUGCUCAGUUUGGCCGGGCAGCCAGCUCUAGUAAGAGUCUUGGUGGUUCCAAACUUCUUCCAUUUAAGAAUGAUGGAGGCCACUGUUCUUGUGGACCUUCAACGCAGCAGACAUUUUUUGGUACCCUUCCCCAGAUUUGUGCCUCCACACAAUCCUGUCUGUGGGACCUUAUAUAGACAGGUGUGUGCCUUUCCAAAUCAUGUCCAAUCAAUUGAAUUUACCACAGGUGGACUCCAAUCAAGUUGUAGAAACAUCUCAAGGAUGAUCAAUGGAAACAGGAUGCAGCUAAGCUCAAUUUCAAGUCUCAUAGCAAAAGGUCUGAAUACUUAUGUAAAUAAGGUAUUUCUGUUUUUCAUUUUUUAUAAAUGUGCAAACAUUUCUAAAAACCUGUUUUCGCUUUGUCAUUAUGGGGUAUUGUGUGGAGAUUGAGGAAAAUGUUUUAUUUAAUCCAUUAUAGGAUAAGGCUGUAACGUAACAAAAAUGUGGAAAAAGUCAAGGGGUCUGAAUACUUUCCGAAGGCACUGUAUUCAAAAAAUAUAUAAUUACCUCAAUAGUGGUUAUGAUUCAAAGUGUCCUAUUUGUUUUGCCCAUUUAGGAUUUGAAGUGUCCUACAUGUCGAACAUGGGAGGUAGAGCAGUUCUCUGAUAAACCUGUAGUGGAGGUUCAAAUCUUUGCAAUAAAGUAUCCCCUAUUCAAUAGGCUAAUCUAAUGUGUCCAUUUUGACCAAUUGUCCAUCCAGGUCUACAACCUGAUCGCACUGGCCAACCAGAACCGAUCCACAGCCCGGACCAACAUUAACGACCACUCCUCCCGCUCGCACUCGGUGUUCCAGCUCGACAUUGAGGGCGAGAACUCUGGGAGAGACGUCAAGUGCAAAUGUAAACGUGUUCACUGGUUGUCUGCGUUUUGUACAUCUGCAACUACACAAAGGCUGAGAUCUUAAAUGAGAACUAAUAAUAAUCCUGUUGUCUGAUUGCAUUCUGGUAUGAGAAUCCUGACUGUGUUUCUGUGUCUGUCUGCAGCCUCUCUGUGUUUGGUGGACCUGGCUGGCAGCGAGCGGGUGCAGAAGAGCCAAUCCCAAGGGGACCGCUUCAAGGAGAUGACAGCCAUCAACUGCUCCUUGACCAACCUUGGGAUUGUUAUCGCCGCCCUGGCCAAUAAGGUAUAUGUUUACAGCCCAAUGCCUCCUAGGCUGGUGGCUUGCUUAUGGAGUCACGAGUGCUUUGUAAGUUAUAGCUUGAUUGCGUUUGCUUACCCUCCCACUCUUUGUCUGUGUUCCAGGAGAGCUUUAUCCCAUACAGAAACUCAAAGCUGACGUACCUCCUCCAAAGCUGCCUCGGAGGAAACAGCAAGACGUAAGUUGAAGUUGAUUAUGAGCUGAGUUAGAAUGGGACUUGUGAGCAGAUUCGUCUUUUAUGUUUUUUUGUGGACGGUUAUUUUUAAGUUUGUGGUUGUGAUAAUUAGCAAGGCAAAGUACUUCGCCAUAUGUAAUAUUGUCUUUCUCUUCUCCUUCUAGCUUGAUGUUUGUCAACAUUGCCCCAGAGGCUGACAGCUUCGCGGAGACCCUGAACUCUCUACGGUUUGCCUGCAAGGUCAGUGUUCUAACACUUUUUUUAUUUUAUUUUUAUUUUUUUUAUACAACUCUGGAAGAUAAUGCUGUGCAUAUUUUGUUUAUCUGAAUAACAAUGGCAUAUUUUAACUGUUUUAUUUAUUCUGUUGCAGGUAAAUGAUUGUGUAAUUGGCACAGCGUCAGCUAACCGGAAGUAAAUGGGGGGGGAAUGUAAAUUGAGUGUGGUGUCUGUACAUUGGGAUUUUUAAACUCAUUCCCUGGUAUUGGUGGCUUCAUUUGAUAUUAUAAAUUUUUAACAAUUGGAUCCGAUGUACAAAGAUCAAUAAAAGCUAAUUUUCUAAGGCUUGUACUUAAUCCUAUAGAUUACCUAAUUUUUUUUACAUUUUUUGUCAUUUAGCAGACGCUCU
This is a messenger RNA of Coregonus sp. 'balchen', 13593 nucleotides long. Lineage: Eukaryota; Metazoa; Chordata; Actinopteri; Salmoniformes; Salmonidae. The record is from the annotation of a GenBank genome assembly.